Molecule: messenger RNA, 1188 nt
Organism: Toxotes jaculatrix (banded archerfish)
Lineage: Eukaryota; Metazoa; Chordata; Actinopteri; Toxotidae
Gene: tslig1
Product: zinc finger and BTB domain containing 8 opposite strand
Exons: 7
Coding region: 109-597 (162 amino acids)
Biological process (GO): tRNA splicing, via endonucleolytic cleavage and ligation
Cellular component (GO): tRNA-splicing ligase complex
Source: RefSeq, a predicted model, not a curated record
CUCCUCCUGAUUUCCAUGUUGUAACCAGGUUGUAACUCGGGUGUACAACGACAUGGUGAAGAGUUCGUUUGUUCAUCUUUUUAGACGUUAAAUAAACUCAUAGCUACAAUGGACGACCGUAAGUUAGACCUGACAGAGGCUCAGGAAGCUGUCAAGUCAAAAUACCCACCGAUCAACAAGAAAUAUGAAUAUUUGGAUCACACAGCAGAUGUACAAAUUCACUCCUGGGGAGAUUCUCUGGAGGAAGCGUUCGAGCAGUGUGCCAUGGGCAUGUUCGGCUACAUGACGGAUACAGAAACAGUGGAACCCACUGAUACUGUUGAAGUGGAAUCAGAGGGUGAAGACAUGGAGUCUCUUCUCUUCCAUUUCCUAGAUGACUGGUUAUACAAGUUCAGUGCAGAUCUUUUCUUUAUUCCCAGGGAGGUCAAAGUGUUGCACAUAGACAGAAUGCGCUUCAGGAUCCGCUCCAUUGGGUGGGGUGAAGAAUUCUCUCUUGCAAAGCAUCCACAGGGAACAGAGGUGAAAGCCAUCACAUACUCAGCAAUGCAGAUCCAUGAUAAAGACAAACCAGAGAUAUUUGCCAUUGUUGAUAUCUGACGACACCUCCAGAGGCAAAUCGCAUUCAUGGUUCGAUGGAACUGGAUAUAUCCACACGGCCAAUUUAAGUGGCCUUUUUAUCUAAGGCACUGAUUAUUGACUUGUAAAACCUUUUCUACUCGUAGGAUGAACUGUUUUACUAACUAAUUCUCUGAUUAAUUAUAUGACACUGAUAUCUCAAGAAACAUUAUUUCAGAAAUCACGUUACUUUAAAAUUGAAUGAGGGACAACAGAAUGGAAAUAAUAGAACUUUUUACUAAAGUCAUUAUAGAAGUAAAACUUAUUUAUUGGUUUUUUCAGCCAAGUUUUACUUGAAAUCCUUUUGCAAAUUCUUAUUCUUAUUUAUGACGUUUGACCUUAUGUUGAUGCCUUAUUAAUCAUUGUAAAUAAAUCAACAAUUAAUUGUUUAUUUCUCUAGUGGGAUUGAGGAAAUGGCCUCUCGUACUUAAAAUUAAAAUCUAAUUUUUGCAUAUUUUGUGAACUCAUUCUGGGGCACAGAGCCAUAAAUGGGAACUAUGUUAUUAAUAAAUACAUUUGAGAAAAGAAUUACAUAGAAAAGAUGGUAAAUAAACGAUGCCCACAUAUAACUUU